AUGGACCCUAGCUCGGAAAUCAAGCCGUCAAGUGGUCAACUGGAUAAAGUCACAGACCGUCUUAGCCUCUACCGCAACCAACUCCUCCAAUCCCCGAUCCACUCUACAGCACAACCCUUCAACAACUACAACGCAGCAUCGACCCUCCCCCAAAAUACCACCGCAAUGUCUCGCGACCCCAUUACCUGUCACGUCCUGAACACCCUGACGGGUACUCCCGCGGCGAACCUCCCAGUGACACUCACCCUCCUAUCUGCACCCUCCAGCAGCAGCCAGAGUCCCAUCACUUUCCAGGCGACGACCGACGCAGACGGACGAGUCAAAAACUGGGAACCCACCACAACUUCAUCGUCCGCUUCGUCGGUCCCCGCUAUCCUUUCUGCACUCCCAACUGCCGAUAGCAAGACAAAUUGGUCCGUUCGCUUUGACGUUGGUCCAUGGUACGAGGCACAAGGAGUUGAGAGUUUCUGGCCCGAGGUCGAGGUGAAGUUUACGGUCAAGGGACGGGGCCGGGAGGGAGAAGAAGGAUGGCGGCAUUAUCACGUUCCCGUGCUGUUGGGACCCUGGAACUAUUCGACUUAUCGCGGCUCAUGA
This is a messenger RNA of Aspergillus tubingensis, 594 nucleotides long. RefSeq names its product hydroxyisourate hydrolase. The coding region runs from base 1 to 594 and encodes 197 amino acids. The record is from RefSeq and is a predicted model, not a curated record. Gene Ontology annotation, biological process: purine nucleobase metabolic process. The transcript has a single exon. Gene Ontology annotation, molecular function: hydroxyisourate hydrolase activity. Lineage: Eukaryota; Fungi; Ascomycota; Eurotiomycetes; Eurotiales; Aspergillaceae.